Euleptes europaea (tarantolino) is the source of this 1317-nucleotide messenger RNA. Its product is annotated as zinc finger protein 271-like. Gene Ontology annotation, biological process: negative regulation of transcription by RNA polymerase II. Gene Ontology annotation, molecular function: DNA-binding transcription repressor activity, RNA polymerase II-specific. The record is from RefSeq and is a predicted model, not a curated record. The transcript has a single exon. The annotation marks the transcript as partial. NCBI's taxonomy places the organism in Eukaryota, Metazoa, Chordata, Lepidosauria, Squamata, Sphaerodactylidae.
AUGAGUAGAAAGAAUUUCGAAGCAAAUACAUGCUUAACAAUCCAUGCAGGGGAGAAACCAUAUAAAUGCUCUGAAUGUGGAAAGAGCUUUACCAAGAGAGAGCACCUUACUUCACAUCGAAGAACCCACACAGGAGAGAAGCCGUACCAAUGUUCAGAGUGUGGAAAGCGCUUCAGUCAGAGUAUAAACCUCACUUCUCAUCAAAGAAUCCACACAGGGGAGAAACCAUAUAAAUGUUCUGAGUGUGGGAAGAGCUUCACUCAGCGAGAGCACCUGGCGUCACAUCAUAGAAUCCACACUGGGGAAAAACCAUAUCAGUGCUCAGAGUGUGGAAUCAGCUUCAGCCAGAGCACAAAUCUUACUUCUCAUCAGAGAAUCCACACUGGGGAGAAACCGUAUACGUGCGCAGAGUGUGGAAGGAGCUUCAGUCGGAGCACCGACCUAGCCAUCCAUCAAAGAAUCCACACUGGGGAUAAGCCAUAUUCGUGCACAGAAUGUAAGAAGAACUUCAGUCGUAGCUCAGACCUUGUUACCCAUCUAAGAAUCCACACAGGGGAGAAACCGUACAAGUGUUCCGUGUGUGAGAAGAGCUUCAGUCAAAGAUCAGCGCUUACUUUACAUUACAGAACCCAUACAGGGGAGAAACCAUAUGUAUGCUCAGAAUGUGGAAAGAGUUUCAGUCACAGCAAUAGUUUUACUUCCCAUCAAAGAAUCCACACAGGGGAGAAACCAUAUGUGUGUACAGAGUGUGGGAAGAGCUUCAGUCAGAGCUCGGAUCUUUCUAUCCAUCAGAGAAUCCACACAGGGGAGAAGCCAUAUACCUGUUGGGAUUGUGGAAAGACCUUCAGUCACCGCAACAGCCUUACUUCCCAUAAAAGAAUGCACACAGGGAAGAAACCAUACACAUGCUCAGAGUGUGGAAAGACCUUCAGCCAGAGCUCAGACCUGGUUAUCCAUCAGAGAAUGCACACAGGGGAGAAACCAUUUACAUGUCCCGAGUGCGGAAAAAGCUUUAGUCGGAGUUCAGACCUGGUGAUCCAUCAAAGAAUCCACACAGGAGAGAAACCGUAUACCUGUUCAGAGUGUGAAAAGAGGUUCUGUCGGAGUUCGGACCUUGUUAUCCAUCAGAGGACCCACACAGGAGAGAAGCCAUAUCAAUGCUUAGAGUGUGGAAAGAGCUUCGCUAAGAGAGAGAACCUGAUUUCCCAUCAAAAAAUUCACACAGGGGAGAAGCCGUAUACAUGCGUAGAGUGUGGAAAGAGCUUCCGUCACAGCUCAGGGCUUACUUCCCAUCAAAGAAUCCACACAGGGUAGAAA